This is a messenger RNA of Cyphellophora europaea CBS 101466, 2925 nucleotides long. RefSeq lists its product as uncharacterized. Lineage: Eukaryota; Fungi; Ascomycota; Eurotiomycetes; Chaetothyriales; Cyphellophoraceae. The transcript has a single exon. Gene Ontology annotation, molecular function: ATP hydrolysis activity; ABC-type transporter activity; ATP binding. Bases 1 to 2925 code for a protein of 974 amino acids. Gene Ontology annotation, biological process: transmembrane transport. The record is from RefSeq and is a predicted model, not a curated record. Gene Ontology annotation, cellular component: membrane.
AUGGACGGCGCUGCUCCGCGACCGUCCGAGCUCCCUCUCGAGACCAGUCUGCGGAUAUUGAAUUGGGCCAAGACACUGUACCCAGCCAUCAUCUUGGUCCUCUUCCUUGUGGGAUUUGUGACGCAUGGCAUUGUGAACGCCCCCCCAGAGGAUGUCGGCCAGGUCAAGAUUCAUGCCAUGAGAGGGCCUGGAGGUCGUCCUUUGCCCCUACGUCGGAAAUCAGCCAAUCAGGUCAAACAUGCUGUGGCUGUCAAGGAUUUUUCCCAUCCCGCCAAAAUCGUCUUCAGAAUAUUUCAAACAGGCGUCCUGUUGACCUUUCUCGUCAAUGCCGCCUUUAUUCUCAUUCAAGCCUUGGUCGACCGGCACUUGCAAUGGUGGCCCGGCCAGAGCGCCAUCGUCUAUGUGGUGGGAUCCUCCUUCGUUUGGUCUAUCGUCUUGAUCAGUCUUCACGACUGCGUCCCGGCCCCGACUAGCGUCCAUCUGCUGGUCUGGCUCGUCUCAUUACCGCUGGACUCGAUAAUUCUCGGGGCGAGCUUGCAGAUAUAUAAAGCUCCGCACCAUGAUCCCAAAGUGGGCGACCAACAGGGCGGCCAGUUCCGAGAAGAGAUCACUGGCUGGGAAGUUAUUGAAGUUAUUGUCUACUUCGUUCGCAUCCUGUUGCUACUUGGCAUGUCCAUCUUUUUCAUCAUCUACAAAAUCUCACCAACCAAGACCGCCUCUGCAUCCGAUGGAGCUUCAUCCGAACGAGCCCCUCUUCUUAAUGGCGGAGCUGAGGGCGAGAAUGGACAUCCCAACGGCCAUGCCUAUGGCACGGGCCAGAACGCGCAUACCGAGCCUAAGGAGCAGGGCGAUGCAUGGGCCAAGCCAACCGAGACUCCCAGCGUCACCUGGUACCAGUACCUCAGGGGAUUUGUCGUGCUGAUCCCAUACCUUUGGCCCAAGAAGUCCAUCAAACUGCAAGCUUUGGCCACUGCUUGCUUUCUUAUCAUGGUUUCCCAGCGAAUCAUCAAUCUUUUCGUCCCCAUCAUGACUGGGCGCAUUGUGAAUGCUCUUUCUGGUGACGACGGCCAUGGAGUGCGAGCGCCCUGGAGAUAUAUUGCCAUGUACGUUGUCUUCAAGUGGCUGCAGGGCUCUCAAGGCAUCCUUUCGGCUGCUAGGACGAUCAUGUGGAUUCCUGUUGAGCAAUAUUCCUACCGAGCCAUCUCCACCGCCGCCUUCGAGCACGUUCACGGACUUAGUGCCGAGUUCCACACCGGCAAAAGGACGGGCGAGCUCAUUUCGGCACUGAACAAAGGCAGUGCCAUCAAUAGCUUCCUCGAACUGGUCACCUUCAGUGUUGGGCCUAUGAUCUUUGACUUGAUUGUGGCAGUCGGCUAUCUGACCAUCCGUUUCGACAUUUAUCUCGGCCUCGUCGUCUCCAUCACUACCAUUGCAUACAUCUAUGUCACUAUUCGGCUUGCGUCUUGGCGAGUCAAGCUUCGCCGGGACUUUGUCAAUGCAGAUCGAGAAAUGGAGGCGGUCAAAAACGAUUCGUUGCAUUCUUGGGACACGGUCAAGUACUUCAACGCGGAGAAGUACGAGUUUGACCGCUACAGACUAUCGAUCAAGGUUAUGCAAGGUUUCGAAAAAUGGGUCCAGGUGACGCUGGCGUUCCUCAACACGGUUCAAGGUGCCUUGUUCAUGUUCGCUCUGUUGAGUGCAUGCUUCAUCGAGGCCUACCAGGUCGCACUGGGCACUCAGACGGUUGGGGCUUUUGUGGUCCUCAUCUCCUACAUGGCCCAAUUGCAAGCACCAUUGAACUUUUUCGGCACUUUCUACCGCACCAUCCAGAACAAUCUCAUCAAUGCCGAGAGAAUGCUCGAGUUGUUCAAAGAGCAGCCAGUCGUUACGGAUGCCGAGGAUGCGAAAGAUUUGGAGUCGUGUACGGGCGAUGUGACCUUCAGCAAUGUCACCUUUUCCUACGACAAUCGUCGGGAUGCCCUCAAGAACCUGUCCUUCCACUGUCCGGCCGGGACUACGACAGCUUUGGUUGGAGAAUCCGGCGGCGGCAAGUCAACAGUCAUGCGUUUGCUAUACCGCUACUACAACCCCUCUUCUGGUGUGAUUCGAAUCGACAACCGCAGCGUCCAGGACAUGACGAUCGACUCGUUACGACGAUACAUUGGAGUUGUCCCUCAGGAUUGUAACAUGUUCAACGAAUCCAUCAUGUACAACCUACGGUACGCGAAUCAGACCGCUACAGAGGAGGAAAUCUACGAUGCCUGCCGAGCAGCUUCCAUCCACGACCGCAUCAUGGCCUUCCCAGACGGUUACAUGACCAAAGUCGGUGAACGAGGGGUGCGACUAUCAGGAGGUGAACGUCAGCGUGUGGCCAUCGCUCGAACUAUCUUGAAGAAUCCUCGUAUUACACUUCUGGAUGAAGCCACCGCCGCUCUCGACACGGAGACGGAGGAGAAGAUCCAAGCCUCGUUCUCUCGUCUUGCUGAGGGCAGGACGAUGCUCAUCAUUGCCCAUCGUCUAAGCACGAUUGUCGGUGCAGACCAAAUCAUCGUCCUGUCGGACGGAGCGGUAGCCGAACGUGGCACGCACGCUGAUCUAUUAGCGCUCGAUGGCAAAUACGCAAGCAUGUGGCGGAAGCAGAGUCGGGCGCAAAAGGCCAAGGAGGAGGCGGAGAUCCUACAAAACCGAGCGCGCAAGACUAUCGAAGAUGCAGAAGCCGACAGUGCCAGUGUCAGCGAAGACGAGGCCGAGGCGGCCAAGAACCGCAGCAAGCCUGCCACUUCACGACGUGGUCACAAGCGAGUCAACUUCUCACAAAGCAGUCUCGCUCGAGGCGUAUGGAACGCGGCGGAGGAGCCCUCCAACAGCAGUCAGCAAGAAGAGGGCAGUAAAUGGUCGGGAGGGCGACCACCGGGUCACCCCUGA